UCUCAUGGUUGAUCAUUCGGACGCCGUCCGCAUACCGAAACUCGGCUGCAUUCCGGACAUCUCCAGAGCCUACAAAUGCCUCAGAGCCAAAUGGAGUCCCGAUAAGCGCUCAUCUCCCAGCCGGAUCGCAGCUGGACACGAGCCCAAGGCCGUCGAAGCCGCCGCCUCCGCAGAUCCGCCCCCGAGCCGCGUCAUCAGAGCGAAUCCGACCUCCGCAUCCCUUAGACAGCACGACGAGGUACUUGGUUCCAUCCAUCUACAAGAAGGUAACAUGAAUGGAAUCCACAGCUACAGAUAUAGUCACCGGAACGGCAUCCACGACGAGGAGCCGAAGAGCCCUAGGGGAGGAUGCUUCGGGCACCGGAGAGAGAACUGCUUCGCCUCCGUGCCGUCCCCGCUCUCGAGAAGCGCGAGCCGGAGGAGCCAACCGCCGGCGACGCGCUCCUCCUCUCCCUUCAGGAGCGUGAGCCGGAGGAGCACCGAUUCCGCGACGUUCGUCCUGACCUCGCUCUCGAGGAGCUCGAGCCGGAUGAGCUCCACACCAAUCAUGUUCUCCAACUCGACCGGGAUGCUGAAACCUCCGGCGAUCGAGAGGACCUUGGAGUGCACCCUGGAGGAGUUGUGCUACGGUUGCAUGAAGAAGAUCAAGGUGACGAGAGACGUCCUUACGAAUACUGGGCAAAUAAUUCAAGAAGAAGAACUGCUCACGAUAAAAGUGAAGGCGGGAUGGAAAAGAGGGACCAAAAUAACAUUCCAAGGCAUGGGGAACGAGCGGCCCGGGGUCCAACCGGCCGACAUAACCUUCGUCAUCGCGGAGAAAAAGCACGGCCUGUUCCGAAGAGAAGGCGACGACUUGGAAUUGGCGAUCGAGAUCCCGCUGGUGAAGGCCCUGACCGGGUGCGACCUCUCGGUCCCUCUGUUGGGCGGCGAGAGCCUGGAUCUCAUGGUGGACGAGAUCGUGUACCCGGGUUUUGAGAAGGUCAUCAUGGGGCAAGGCAUGCCCGUGUCGAAGGAGCAAGGCCGGCGAGGCAACUUGAAGGUUGUUUUCCUAGUGGAGUUCCCGACGGACUUAACCGACGACCAGCGAGCCGAGGUCGUCGGCGUUUUGGAAGGGUCGGUCUGAAGGAGAGUCUCAGUUUUGCCACAGCUCUCUCUCUCUCUUUAUUUAGCAAUCGCUGCCUGUUUUGUUGUAGAAAUUAUAGAGCUAAGGGACUU
Molecule: messenger RNA, 1215 nt
Organism: Rhodamnia argentea
Lineage: Eukaryota; Viridiplantae; Streptophyta; Magnoliopsida; Myrtales; Myrtaceae
Product: dnaJ homolog subfamily B member 1-like
Exons: 3
Coding region: 5-1123 (372 amino acids)
Cellular component (GO): cytosol
Molecular function (GO): protein-folding chaperone binding
Source: RefSeq, a predicted model, not a curated record